AAAACCAAAGAGAAUUCCUUGCUUUCCCAUUUCAAAACCUAGUGAAAUACUUCUUUUUCCAUCAUGGCAUCUAGCAAGUGGUUCAUCUUGGCUUUCUUUGUUGUUUUCAACAUAUUAUCCAGCAUUAACCUCAGCUUAGCAGUUCGCAAUCUUUUACAAACCACUACACCUUCUAUACCAACAGUGCCAGUGGUGCCUACUUUGCCUAAACCAACACCAUUGCCACCUUUGCCUACACUGCCAGUGCCCACCACUCAGCCAUCACUGCCCAAUCCUGCACAGCGGCCUCCACUUCCCAACUUGCCCACCAUCCCAUCAAUCCCACAGUUUAACUUGCCUCCACUUCCAAACAUUCCCUCACUCCCAACUAUUCCAACUACAAUUCCUUCCAUCCCAUUCUUCUCACCACCACCAUCUACUACCACUACUAGCCCUUGAUCUAUGUUCAUCUCAUGAAAACCAGUAUACAGGACAGACACUUUCAAUAGCAUGGAAUAAUUGGAGGCAUUUAUUUACUGUUUAGUUUUCUAUGGAUAUGUUAUGUUGUAUGUUUAUUUGAAAUACUAUUAUUUAUUGCUGUAAAAGUUACGUGUGUGAGCAGUUCUUGUAUUGCUAGAUUUCAUUGUAUUGAAAUUACUUCUGUUUUAUAGAUAUAUUUCUAUGUAAUUUUACUGUCAUUUACUCUG
Molecule: messenger RNA, 686 nt
Organism: Quercus lobata
Lineage: Eukaryota; Viridiplantae; Streptophyta; Magnoliopsida; Fagales; Fagaceae
Product: proline-rich receptor-like protein kinase PERK2
Exons: 1
Coding region: 64-438 (124 amino acids)
Source: RefSeq, a predicted model, not a curated record